GACUACUUCAAGAAGAGGAAUGGGAAAUGGAGUGAUGUCCAGUCCUUUGUCAUUGACGAGCACUUCACUGAGUGGAAAGUGUUGAACAAGUGUUUUCCGUCCGCCUGGGUGUUGCUAUGCCAGUUUCACGCAAUCGCGUUCUGGAAAAAGCUACUCCGAAAGCGCUGCUUU
Molecule: messenger RNA, 171 nt
Organism: Phytophthora sojae
Lineage: Eukaryota; Oomycota; Peronosporomycetes; Peronosporales; Peronosporaceae
Exons: 1
Source: RefSeq, a predicted model, not a curated record